Messenger RNA from Prunus armeniaca (apricot), 576 nucleotides. The record is from the annotation of a GenBank genome assembly. NCBI's taxonomy places the organism in Eukaryota, Viridiplantae, Streptophyta, Magnoliopsida, Rosales, Rosaceae.
AUGGACGGCAAACAACAGAAUGCUCUUCAACCAUUUGAUGAAGCAUGGUUUGAUGUAGCCAAUUCAUGUGGGAGGGAAUUUGAACUUCCCAAUAUCUCUACUCCUAUUAACCCACAAUGGAGUGACAACGAAAAGUUGGUUUUCCUGGAAGACCAACAGCCUGAUGUACUUGAAAACAAUUAUGAAUUAGUGAUUACCAGCUCCUCAUGUUCUGGCAACGUAGUGGAUUCUUUUCCACCUUUGAAAAUGGUGCCUGCAAUCACCACCUAUGUUCUGACAGUCGAUAUGCAAGAAGGUACCUAUCCUCCUGUGAAUGACCAGGAAAUUAGAUCUUUUAUCACUGAUUCACCAGCAUUUCUCAUAAAUGUCUCACGUGGUCGGUGGAAUCAAGUGGCUUAUGUUCCAGUUAUUAUGACUAACAUAUAUCAGGGUAGUGAUGCAGACAUAAAUCAUGUUCCAAAACCCCUUCAGAAUGUUAGGCAUAGUAAAGGAAUUACCUCAAAUGUGUACCAACCAGGAAAAUCAAUUCAUACUCCUGAUAAGAUAGUGAAAAUGGAUGUUAUCAAUCACACAUGA